Messenger RNA from Exaiptasia diaphana, 776 nucleotides. RefSeq names its product EKC/KEOPS complex subunit TPRKB. Gene Ontology annotation, cellular component: cytosol; EKC/KEOPS complex; nucleus. The record is from RefSeq and is a predicted model, not a curated record. The transcript is spliced from 6 exons. The coding region runs from base 150 to 683 and encodes 177 amino acids. Gene Ontology annotation, biological process: tRNA threonylcarbamoyladenosine modification; telomere maintenance via recombination. Lineage: Eukaryota; Metazoa; Cnidaria; Anthozoa; Actiniaria; Aiptasiidae.
GGACAUGUAAAAACUAGAGCAAAAAUGAUACAGUCCUGAUUGAAGAUAAUAGUAAUAUCGUCAACGUCCCCAAUAAUGUCAAACUAGCACCCCCUCCCUCCUCUCCCCAAUUCUUGAACCGCUGACCAACUAAACUGYGGUAAUCCAAUAUGGCGGACGAAAGAGUGCAUGUGUGCGCUUUGGAGGAUUCAGAUGACAAAAGCCUGGUUUUGUCUCUUUUCAAAGAGGUUACUAAUAUUUCUCAGCUCAGAAAUCAUGUCAUCAGUGGAUAUAUUGAAGCAACGCUGCUUAAACCUUCUAUGAUUACAGAUAUYUUCCAAGUGAUCAUAGCAGCUCAUAAAGCUGUCCAUUGCCAGAAAUUUAAUAAAGUAAAGACAAAGACCUUACAUUCUGAAAUUCUCUUCAACUUAUCACCAACAAACAGUAUUAAGGAUGCGUUUAAUAAGUUUGGUGUUUCAGACCAAGACAGUAGUAUUUUGGUGGCUUUGAUAACAUCAGAAGAUCCUCAACAUAAGAUGAAAGAGAUAAGUCAAMUUAUACAGGGAAAGCAAGUCUCACUGGAUGAAUUGAACUCUUUUACCAAUGAAAGUACUAUAAAAAAGGUAUAUAAGAUACAAGAUGGUGAGGUUGGUUCYCUUUUAGAGGCUGUUCUAUGUCGUAUGGCUGCCAAAGACUGUGUUUGAUAGUCAGGAAUCCAAGACCCCCGACAGCACUAAAAUAAAGCUGACAGCUUUGUCGUUGUGUACGUUCCCAUUAUUAUACUUCUUCACCUUCCU